This is a messenger RNA of Brachypodium distachyon (stiff brome), 2667 nucleotides long. RefSeq lists its product as uncharacterized. The transcript has 3 exons. Bases 230 to 2431 code for a protein of 733 amino acids. Lineage: Eukaryota; Viridiplantae; Streptophyta; Magnoliopsida; Poales; Poaceae. Gene Ontology annotation, molecular function: zinc ion binding; protein binding. The record is from RefSeq and is a predicted model, not a curated record.
CACGCACACCGCCUCCGGCUUAUCUCUCGAGUCUGGAGGAGUUGUGCCCGCGGCCGCCGGCCACCGUCCUCCCCUUGGCCCCCUCUCGCCGGGGCCCUUUGACGCCGUAUUCUCCUGAGGGUCGGGGACGGACGCGGCUUCCGCUGCCGUCACCCUCCUCGCCCACGCCCUCGCGCCGCCGCCGGCGGGGGCCCCGCGACCGCGAAUCGUAUCCUGGAACAGGACACUCAUGGGGAAGGGACAAAUAGUGGCUGUUCUUCAGCUAGGUGGAGAAUUCACCACAGAUGCUGAUGGGCACAUGUCCUAUUCUGGCGGAGAGGCGCAUGCCAUGCUUGUCAAAAGUGAUUGGACAUUUGAUGCGUUUAAGCACGAGAUAUCUUCGACACUUAACAAUCUCAAAAUCGAUCAGUUCUUGUUCAAGUAUUUCCUUCCAAAGAAUAACAAAACCUUGAUUUCGAUAUCCAACGACAAGGACCUACUUCGCAUGGUUGAAUUCCAUGCAGAGUCAGAGACUACAUACAUUUAUGUCAUGAAGAAGGUUGACAACAGGGCAAAGGGCGUCGUUGCUGAUUCGGGCACUCCUGUAGAGACAACUGCCGUUGUCCCAACGACUGAGGAUGGGUCUAAGAGACAAAAGGUCUGUGCAACUUGGAAAAAUGUGAUCACUGGAGUUGGUCAAGUGUUUGAAGGUCCUAAGGAUUUCCGUGAUGCCUUGCAUAAGUAUGCCAUUGCACAUAGGUUUCAUUACAGAUUUGUCAAGAAUGACUCGUCUCGUGUUACUGCGGAAUGUACUGGUGAAGAUUGCCCAUGGCGAAUACAUGCUUCCAAGUCCCCUGCCAAGCAGGAUUUCAUGAUCAAGAAAAUAUCAGAAAGCCACACCUGUGAAUCUGAAACAGUCAAAAGUCAUCGUCUGGCGUCUCAACGAUGGGUUGCUAGUGUCAUAAAAGAAAAGUUACGUGAUAGCCCAAACUACAGGCCAAGAGAUAUCGCAAAUGAUCUCCAACAAGAAUAUGGACUGUGCCUGAAUUAUUCACAGGCUUGGCGUGGAAGAUCAAUUGCCCAAAAACAACUCUAUAGCUCACAUGAUGAGGCGUGCAACCAGCUACCUUGGUUUUGUGAAAGGAUUAAAGAAACAAACCCUGGAAGUGUGGCAACAGUAGUGACCAUGGAAGAUUCGAAGUUCUGUUUUUUUGUUGCAUUCCAUGCAUCGCUUCACGGUUUUGAGCAUGGGUGCAGGCCACUCAUUUUUCUUGAUGCAGUAUCUGCAAAACCAAAUAAGCAGUGGAAGUUACUGGCUGCUACUUCAGUUGAUGGGGAAGGUGAUGUGUUCCCAGUUGCGUUCACUGUGGUGGAUGAGGAGAGCCGUGAAAAUUGGCAUUGGUUUCUUGAGCAACUAAAAUCUUCUCUGUUGGCAUCUCGUGACAUAACAUUCAUAUCAAAUGGAGAAAAUGGACUAUGGGAUGAAGUACCUUUGGUUUUCCCUGAGAGUCAUCAUGGAUAUUGUGUGGACUUUCUUAUUGAAGAAUUUAAGAUGCAAUUGGAAGAUGCAUGGAUUGAAGAAGUAAGAGAUGCCAUGGUCGAGCUUUGUAAGAAGGCCAUAUAUUCAUGCACAGCUGAUGAGUUCAAUCAGCAUAUUGAGGAAAUUAGAAGUGAAUCUGACAAGCUUGCUGAAUGGCUUUUAGAGAUCAAACCUGAGCGGUGGUCAGAUGCCUUUUUCAAGGGGUCACGGCAUGGCCAGUACUCAUCCAACAUUUAUAACACCAUUGCUGACUGGAUCCCCACAAGAUAUGAGCUUUCAGUUGUGCAGUUGGUUGAUACGAUAAGAUGCAAGCUCAUGGAGUUGAUGUACACUCGUAGAGAAUCUUCUAAUGAAUGGACUGAGGUAUUAACGCCUGCAGCUAACCAGAAAUUGCAGGAAGAGGUGAGCAAAUCCCACACACUAAAUGUUACCCCCACAGAAAGUGAUGGACAAGGCAGUGUGUUUAAGGUGUGCGAUGACUCAGUUAAUGUUGUUAACAUUGAUACGUGUGACUGCACCUGCCGCAAGUGGCAUGUUUCUGGGUUGCCGUGUAUGCAUGCAGUUGCAGUAUUUGAGCGCACCGGGCAGUAUGCAUAUGACUACUGUCUGAAGUAUUUCACGACGGAGUGCUACCGCUUGACCUACUCCAUAUCCAUAAAUCCUAUACCUGAUGUUAUUCUGCCUCCUGUUACAUUAACCAAUCCUUCUCAGAGUCCAGCGACAUACCCAUGCCCAAUACGAACUCGACGACGUGUUGGCAGGCCAAAAGAGAAGCCAGCUGAUCCGCGUAUCACAAUUAAAAGAGCAGUGCGCUGCAGCAGAUGUAAGGGUUAUGGUCACAACAAAGCAACCUGCAAAAUUCCAAUCACCGAAGCCUUACCAUUGGCUGAGCUCUCUGAUGUACAAAAUUAAGGUGGAUAGUUGUUGAUUCUAGUUCAUCUAAGCUGCUUUGUAUUCGCUGCAUUUUGUAGGAUAACUACAUUCAGUUUGUAAAUUGAACAUUUAAUAUGGACAUCAUUAAAGAGGCCAGGGAAAUUCUGCUAUGUUCCCAUGUCCAGUUUGUUGCUGUAUUGAACCCUUCCUCCUGUUAUGCUGUCGUCAUAUCGUUUCAAACAAGGCAAAGAAAUAGUACAUCAUAACUUAAGUUU